AUGAGUAAUCCAUUUCUAUCUUCAUCAGGGACACCGUCAAGAUCAAAAACAAUAGUGAGACAAAAAUAUAUACCAGCAGAGCAAGAUUAUUAUGAUCCAACUGAAGAUGUUGAGGGCGACUUUUCAGAAUUUGAAGCUGUAUUAAGAGAGAUACACCAAGAUUGGCCAUUUAUGCUACAAGAAGACUUUGAUCCUGUUAGUUUUAGCUUAAAGCUAAUGGACGAUAGCUCUAUUGGGAAAAAGAAGGAUUAUAGAGAGUUUCAAAGAGUUUUAUUCAAUCUGGAUAAUGCUUUAAAGACUAUUGUUAAUGAUUACUACAAGGGCUUCAAUAGCUCUAUUGGAACGUUUGGAGGCGUAUUGCAGUAUAUCAAUGAUUCGACCAAUAGAGUUGUGCAAAUAAAGAGUAACCUUAAAAGAUGCAAAGAGGAGUUAUUACAGAAAAGAAAUGAUUUGUUAAACCUAUGGUAUAAGUCUCAACAAUAUAAGGAAAUGUUAAAUAUAUUAGAAAUCAUAGAAGACCUAAGGACUACGCCUGAAAAAAUAGACACAAUGAUUGAAAAUAAGCAUAUUUUGACUGCUUCUAAACUACUUGUUAGUUCAAUUAAGACAGUAUCCAGUAAAGAAAUGACACAGAUUGGUGCAUUGGAUGACAUUAGAAGGACCUUACAGAGUCAAAAGAACACGCUCCAUGAUCUACUAAUAGAAGAAUUACAUAUACAUCUAUACCUCAAAAGCUCUUAUUGCGAUAAUCGAUGGGCUGCAUACACGCCCAGGCAACAAGAUUUGCCUGAAAUAGCUAUUAAACCAAGGAUAUUUAAAGAACCAAAUACAAGUGAUGAAGAUGAUAUGUUCUCUACAGACAAUGAUAUCAUUACAGAAGAUCAAGACAAGAAUCCGGAAACAGACUCAUAUUAUUAUAUGGAAUUGAUUAUGGAAUCACUAUCUGUAUUAGGAGAAAUACUGCCCACUUUAGAGACUAUUCAAGAACGAUUACCAAUAGAGAUCCAUACGCUUGUUGACAAGACAAUUACAGAAGUUGAGCAACGGCACAUCAAUAAUUGGAUGUCACAGAGUAGAAAGAAUGACAAAAGCAGUGAUGAGAAUGAUAUUUACUGCCUAGACAAGGCCAAUUCUGAAGAAAAGAACGAGAUAUUAAAAGACCUCUUGUGGACGCUUUAUUCAAAGCUUGAAGCUGUUUUAAGAGGUCAUCAGUUUGUCGAGACGUGUGCCAGAAGAAUAAAGAAGCGAUUAAUCACAGCCAAGGCAAAUAAUUCAGAAGCCAUUAACAUAUACCACUUUAAUGAAAUCUGGAGACCUGUUCAAACCGAGAUACGAUCAAUAUUAAAAGACUAUUUGACUAGUCAGGAGCAAUCUAUUGUUUCUGUAGACGAACCAGGAACAAAGAAAGGAUUUCAAGAUAAACGUGAUAUGCAGAAGCAGCUAUUUUCAUUUUUGGAGACAACUGAGAAUCCACAAGUGGAGGAUGCAUAUGGCGAGUUAGAAAAUAGAUUGUUUAUCUCAUUCAAAAAGCAAAUUCCAGGAUUUUCAGGUGAUCAUCCUCACUCGACAAUCAUUGACAAGUAUGCAAAUGACAUAUCAUCAAAGGGCUACAAGGUGUUGGUUAAGCCUGAUGCAUACAAUGUCAGUGUCCUUUUGAGUCCUACGAUGGCCUUUUUGAAUAGAGUCAAGGAGAUUUUCCCUAGCUAUGACGAUCAUAGCGAGGAAGGAUUUGGUAGCUUUUUGGAUGAUUUUGCUGUGAAUGUAUUUUUACCACAGAUUGAGGAAAAAGUCAUGCAGCUUAUCCAGCAUGCUACAGUUGGAUUGGAUGCCUUUCAAGAUGUGCGUGACUAUAAAACCUAUUCAAAGUACCCUAUUGCAAAGAGUGCUGUUGCCUUGAUUUCAGUAGUACAAAGUUUAUGCAGGACUAUGCAUACGAUGCCCUUCCACACUGAUGAAUACGUUCGAUUAAUUGAAAUCGUUUUACUAAAGUUCUAUGAAAAGUGCUAUCAAAGAUUCUAUUCUACCGUUGCAAGAGGUAGUUCACAUACGAGUGAACAGCAACAACAAAAUGUGACAGAUGUUACAAUCAGUCUCAGUGGUGAUUGGGCUCAGGAUGAGAGUUUGAUCAGUCUGUUGACUCAAAACCCAUACUUUACGGAUGCCUCAGGAAUAAGUGAUAGCUUCCAUAAAUCGCUUCAUCAAUCAGAAAUACAACUUGAAUUGAAAUUAAAAAAUGAUAGACAGUUGGAUGCUAGUGAACUCAUAUUUGACACAAAGAAAUUCAUUUCUUUAGGAAGACUGUAUCAUACCUUGAAAUGGUUUGUCCGCGAAAUUUGGGAGUUGAGGUCAACUGGCAUAUCUACUUCUCAUUCAAACGUAGAUAAACGUGAAGAAAAGAAGAACUUGGCAAGAAAUGGUUUGAGGGACUCAAAGAGAUGGUCAAGUGAAGUCCCUAGACCUACAAGGGAACCCGGUGAACAAGAAGCUAAUCAAGCUCUAUUGCCUCUUCGAGGUGAUAUGGCAAAACGAUUUGACGCGUUAUUAACUACAUAUCAGCAACUGGCAGAGACAUGCUUAUUCACGCUGCGUCUCGAAGGACGUUGUCAUACCAUGUACUACCUGGAAAUGGUCAUUCGAAAUGGUAAUUAUUCUCUGGAAGACGAAUCGUUUGAACCAGAUCCAUAUAUAAUUACCUUAAAUGCUGACCUGAUGGAAUUGAAUGACUGUGUGAACGCAUCAUUGCCACCAAAGGACGAGCUGUUCGUCUUUGAUGGAUUACCAAACCUUAUCGUUCAUCUACUCAUCUCUGAAGCUACUUUUAUAAGAAAGUUAAACAAUAACGGUAUUCAAAAGAUGACUCGCAACAUACUUGCCUUACAACAAAAUCUGAGUAACUUUGUACCUCUUUCCCAAUGUGCAAUCAUGGAACAAGCUAGAGAAUACUACCAGUUGUAUAAUACUGGAAGCGAAGGAAUGAUCAAAUCUAUACGUGAAAAUGGUCCCAAAUUUACAUUUGAUGAGUAUCUUAUCAUGCUUAGAUUGAUUCAUGGUAUUAGCCCAAACCAAGAAGAGAAUGAAUCAGGUGAUAAAGCAGCCAAUAGUCUGAAUUAUAGUGAAUGGUUAAGAAAGUUAGAUGAAGCCAUGGCUGAUUAUGAAAAUUAG
Messenger RNA from Rhizopus microsporus ATCC 52813, 3162 nucleotides. RefSeq lists its product as uncharacterized. The record is from RefSeq and is a predicted model, not a curated record. Gene Ontology annotation, biological process: exocytosis; Golgi to plasma membrane transport. NCBI's taxonomy places the organism in Eukaryota, Fungi, Mucoromycota, Mucoromycetes, Mucorales, Rhizopodaceae. The transcript is spliced from 26 exons. Bases 1 to 3162 code for a protein of 1053 amino acids. Gene Ontology annotation, cellular component: exocyst.